This is a messenger RNA of Penaeus indicus, 2859 nucleotides long. RefSeq lists its product as uncharacterized. The transcript has 3 exons. The record is from RefSeq and is a predicted model, not a curated record. Bases 320 to 1780 code for a protein of 486 amino acids. Lineage: Eukaryota; Metazoa; Arthropoda; Malacostraca; Decapoda; Penaeidae.
GAAUUCAUCAACAGUGCCUCGCCCAAUCUGGCCUCGUGUAAGCGGUCUUGUGGAAGAUCUCCAUAAGGAAACCAGCAAAAGUGACGCCCCCGGUCAGAAGCAAAAUGCGCUUGAUAUUGUCAAGCAAGAUUUACGGUAUGUAACGUCCAUAAAUGUACUUCCACGUCGUCUUCGCUCACGCACUAAGUCAGUUAAUCAAAUUCCAGGAAAGGGUGGAAUCUAUGAUGAGUUUCCCGAACACAUUCCUUUUAGAGACAGAGAGGACUCUGAUAUAUCCAGAUACUUCAGGAAUGACAACCAAAGUACUGGUUACCAACUUAUGUCACUUCAUCCAGAUUCUUUAGUUUCUGAAGACACACUUCGUAUGAUGAGGUAUAGCCAGCAUGAGGAUCUCUUUCCUGAAGAGGACGAUCUUGAGUCAGCAAUUCAGUUUACUUCAAGAGAAUCCCCCCUGAUGAUGCCAGAUUUCAGCCAAGCCAUGUAUACAAGAGGACUUUAUGCGACAUUGAAUAGAGCAGCUUCUCUUAACACAAAAGAUAUCGUCAAACCCCCUUAUAAAAACAAAAGCAGAAGCUUUGAUAUUACUCACCGAAGCUUCAAGUCAAGUGUCAAAAAAAAGGGAUUGGCAAAUGUUAAAGACCUUUGGGAAAAGAGUGGACUAAAGACAAAUGGUAGAAAACUUUUAGUGGACGUUAGUGAAGGGAUAUCCAGCAAGGGGGAGGAUCAUGAUGAAUCACGGAAACAGGCUUUCAGCGGCAGCAAUAUGCAGCAGCUAAAAAGCCUCGAGUCUAUCCUCAUGGUUACUGAAAGUCGAUCCGCAAAGUUGGAUAGCAACGACACUCUUUUAACGAUGCAAAGUUCCCACACUUAUGAAGACCUCACCAGUUUUGACAGCAAAUAUCCUAGUCAUCCAAAUACCGAAUCCAUGGAAAGCAAGUCGUCUGGUACGUAUGCUGAAAUAGGCGACAUUAUUAUAGAAGGUAUUGAAAACCCCGCUUUCCUUGGGGACGAAGAGCACGCUGAAUAUACCAGUGCACAGCCUUCCGCUCUCGUUGAUAACAGGAAGAAAGCAACUAACAAAAAAGUGCUAGACCCGGACAGACUUGCACAGUUUAAGAAAAAAAUUAAUGAAAAAUUACAGGGUGCCCCUCUGCACCGCAUGCAAUGGCUGGAUCUUGAUGAAAUAGUAAUCGAUGACAUUGGAGAUAGACAGGAAAGAAGGGUAAAAUUUACUGCAGACACCUUCAACCCGAACAGCAUGAGGCGGGAGGUAGGAGGCAGCCAUCAAGACCGACCGUUUCCAGGCGCAGUUGUCAGACAAUAUCCAACUGACAAAGAUGACGCUAUGGAAGGAAGCAGCCCUCAGAAAGUUAGCCGAGACUCAAGUGAAGUUGGCCGAAGGGGUAUAUGGACAACUUCCGAGAGCUACCGAGAAAGAUUCCAGGAAGCUCCCAAAGGCACAGUGGGUCGAGAGAGACGGCAGCAAUUGUGGGAGUCGUACUAUGGCAUGGGAGGCCACAUGGACCGCACGCUCCCGAGGCACCUAGCUCCGCACCCGAACAGCAAGGCGCCCUUCUGCGGGAAGCCUGGGAACUGCCAUGACUUUACCCUGGACCUGUAUCGCGCAGCGAAGCUACGGCAACGGUCGGAGGCUCGGCAGAGGCGCCGUAGAUGCUAUGCCGUCGUGCUGAUCGUGGCAGCGCUCGUGGCUUUCCUCGGAGCCGUUGUCACCAUCUCGUGGUACUAUACUGGAGGCCAGAAAUUCUUCGGCUCCAUGUAGUGCGACGUCUCUUCCGCAGCUCCAAAUCUUUCUUGUUUGCUGGGAUUCUGGAGAUAAACGUUUUGUAUAUUUUUACAGGUUAAUCAGUAAUUAGACCUUUUAUAAUCUCGAAACCAACAUUUGCAUUCUUCUAGGUAACUCCUGCAGUGGUUACUGUAAUAUUUACUGCAAUGUGUGAAUAGAUAUUGUUAUUUACGUUAUAAAUUAUGCAAAUAAUACAGUUGAUCUGUAAUGUCUGAAACCUGUUAAGCUGAAAUCAGAGCACAACUGUCUGCACUGCUAUAGUAUAUACUAAGAGAAAAGCUAGUUUGUACAGAACCGUCGCCGAUAUUAGCUGAUACCUACUUUAUGAGAGUAACAGUGUCACUAACAGCACUGGCAAGCAUGUAUAGUCAUAAAUACACUCUUCAUCAUAUAGAUUAGCCAUGAAAUGUAUAAACUAGCUAGGAAUGACAUUAUGUAUAUGUGUAAUUAUACGUUGUACAAUUGUGUAAAACGCCAUGUGAUGAUAAUUCCGUCCAACUUGUAUAUAAAUGAAGUCUAGAUGUAACCGCAGUUUCUGAUGGAAAUUUGCGCUAUUAAUUUUUUACCGCCUUUUAUACUUCUGCAACAUGCAUUAUUUAAUAUUACAUUUUCUACGAUUUCUAUUGUACUUCUCGAAAAUGCAGCUCUCAAACAUUUCUUACUUUGAAAAUGUCAGUAACAUUAAAUGCCACAGCAUAUCACCAUUUUUGCUGUACAUAUUUCACUUUUCGAGUCUACAACACUCUAUAGGGUAUUUCUUGUCGAAAGCCAUGACUUAUUUUAUAUAUGAAUACUGUCUAUUACUGUCCUUGCUUUGUGAAGAUUCUUGUUUAUCUAGAAAUUUGAUUUGUCUAACAUGUAACCAAUGGCAUUAAGUGGACAUUAAUCUUAAUAUUAUUAUUGCGGUAAUAAAUACUCUGAAUUAUGUUAUUAAUUCACAAGAAAAAACAUAUUUGCCAAAAGGAUUUACGAAUUUCUCCUUAGUGGAUAAACAUCCUAUCGAAUUCUUUGAUGAUCAUUUCUUGUAUAUGUAUAUGGCCUGCAAGUCAAUAUAC